UCGAGUGCGGGAACAAAAAAAGUCAGCGCGGUUUGCCCACCCUCUCUCUUCUCCUUUUCCGACGCCUUCGUCCCUUCGGUCAACGCCACCGUCUCGCUUUGCACGCGGCGGAAGCAUGACAAAAUAGCCAAUAGCUCGAGCGAGGUGAUUAAUUUGCUGUGCGAUGUGGUCGUCCUCGCCGUGGGUGGUCGCCGAAGAAGAGUGGGAUCUGGGCGCGGUGGUGCGGGGUCGUCGUCCGCCUUCGAUGCCGAGGAACGAAACCGCUUGGCUUCCUUACCCAACGACGCUGGACGAUGCUGCGGCGGAGGAGGCGGUAGUAGAGGCUGGUAAAGGUGGCUUCCUUUCUGGUUUCCCGGAUCUGCUACAGAGAUGGGAUGGAUUCCAGGAGCUGGAGGAGCUUUACAAGCCUUUCUUUUUUCCCAAAAUCCAGCAGCAGCCGCUACGGCGGCUAGGAAGUCCUUCGGCAUCGUGGGUUUCCCCUGCUGACGCUUCCACCGCCGUCGUUGAGUUUCCGCAACCUCAGAAUUGCCACCGGCCGCCGCCUCAGAUCCCUCGUUCCAGAAGGAGGAAGAACCAGCUAAAGAAGGUGGUAUGCCACGUUCCGGCCGACGGGCUCUCAGCCGACGUGUGGGCGUGGCGAAAGUACGGCCAAAAGCCCAUCAAGGGCUCUCCUUAUCCUCGGGGAUACUACCGUUGCAGCAGCUCCAAGUGUUGCCUCGCGCGAAAGCAGGUCGAGCGAAGCCGAGUCGACCCGGCCAUGUUCAUCAUCACCUACACCGCCGAGCACAACCACCCUGUGCCCACUCAUCGCAACUCCCUCGCCGGAAGCAGCCGCCACAAAUUCCCUUCCCCUGUUCCUGCAUCUGCUGCCGCGGACAACGGCGCGCAGCCUCCUUCCGCCAACAACUCAUCCAACCCACCGUCGGUGGGUCUCUCCCCCACUACCCCGCUCACGGCCUCCAUGGAGGAAGAAAUCCUCCGUCUCCGCUCAGAGGACGGAGACGUCGGAGACGAAGCGGAGGACGACGAGGAAGAGGACGAAAUGCUACUGGACGUUGAGGGCAUGCACGUCAUGGGCGAAGACGACUUGUUGUUCUUGGGCGGAGCUGCCUCACCGGAGGCGGAGACCUUGCUCGAUGACGGAAGCGCGUCUGCAGAUCACCGUUUCCCCCUGCCAUGGAUGCCGCACAGCAGCAACGCGCCUGCGGCAGCCAGCAGCAUCUGAUGUCCCUCCCCUGUUCCUUCUUUAUCCGGCAAGCAGCAGACCCAGCAGCCGCAGAGCCAGAAACACAGCAGCCGCAGAGCCAGAAAGCGAGAGACACGAAGAGGGAGGAAUACUGAACCCUCCCUUCUUUUCUCUCUCAUACAAGGAUUUUCCCCAGAAAGCUGUAUAGUUCAUGCGAAAUUAUUAAAUGAAAUAAAGUUACAGGACGCCAUUGAAUUGUU
Molecule: messenger RNA, 1446 nt
Organism: Zingiber officinale
Lineage: Eukaryota; Viridiplantae; Streptophyta; Magnoliopsida; Zingiberales; Zingiberaceae
Product: WRKY transcription factor 22-like
Exons: 3
Coding region: 164-1225 (353 amino acids)
Biological process (GO): regulation of DNA-templated transcription
Cellular component (GO): nucleus
Molecular function (GO): transcription cis-regulatory region binding; DNA-binding transcription factor activity
Source: RefSeq, a predicted model, not a curated record